Diachasmimorpha longicaudata is the source of this 3991-nucleotide messenger RNA. Its product is annotated as tyrosine-protein phosphatase 99A-like. Gene Ontology annotation, biological process: protein dephosphorylation. NCBI's taxonomy places the organism in Eukaryota, Metazoa, Arthropoda, Insecta, Hymenoptera, Braconidae. The record is from RefSeq and is a predicted model, not a curated record. Bases 1 to 3192 code for a protein of 1063 amino acids. Gene Ontology annotation, molecular function: protein binding; protein tyrosine phosphatase activity. The transcript is spliced from 6 exons.
AUGGCAUAUUGGUGUAACGACAGAAAUAUAAAGAGGGCCAAAAUGUCGCGGAGAAAGAUAACCAGGAUCUCCGAACGCACUGUUAAUGCGGCGUAUUUUAUAUCAUUUUUUUUGACGAUGAAUUUUCUAGUUUUCGCCCAAAAUGAAGGUGGAGACAUGAUUGCUUCUGAUCUUUCUAAUGAUGAUUAUGAUAAUAGUGCAGUACCGAGCAAGCCAUUGAGGUUGACAGGUUAUGUCAUGAAUUCAUCGUCAAUUGAGCUCUCGUGGUCGGAGCCAGAACAUAAGAAUGGGAUACGUGGAUACUGUGUUUACUAUAUGCACUCCAAUUUCACCGAGCACCAAUUAUUGGAAAAAAAUAAUGAGACCAUCAAGUUCUUCUUGAACGAUUUGGAGCCGAUGACAGAGUACAAAAUCUGGGUGAAAGCAUUCACUGCGGAAAAUGAGGGUGAGCCAUCUGAUCACAUUAUGCAAAAGACUGAUGUUGCGGGUCCAAGUGCACCUGUAAUUCUCAACCUAACUUGCCAAGCCCAGGAUGCCAUAUAUAUUUACUGGUCACGACCCGACACUUUCUGGAAUUCCAUUGACUAUUACUAUAUCAUGUAUCGAAAUGACUUGACACACAAAUAUGACGAAAUUGAGAUUCCAACGUCUAAGGAGCAUCUCAAUAGUGGGAUCACUAUACCAAACCUCACAAUGAAUGUAAUGUAUGAACUGAUGGUUUGCGCUGGUACCAACAGUUCCAUCAAUUCACACCUGACAAUACGUGGCAACUGCAGUACACCUAGAUACCAACUGGUAGCACGUAACUGCGAUAAAUCACCUCCCCUAAUACGUCGUAGUGCAGACGAACUAAAUGCAGGUGUAAUAGCUGGAAUGAUUUGCGCAUGUUUCGCUGUUAUGUUUGCGAUCAUAGCACUGGUACUGUGGAGGCACAUUUUCAGAAAAUGUUUUCAAACAACGUACUGUUUUUUGGAUUAUCCACCGAGGAAUGGGCCAAUACUCCAGGAAUGGGAAAAUAGUAAACAGGACGGUGAAAGGACAACUGUUCCAGUUCAACACUUUGUACAACAUGUUGCUGCACUGCAUGCUGAUGGAGAUAUUGGAUUCAGUAAAGAAUUUGAGCCAUUCCCGAAAGAGACUGAGCUCUAUUUAGCGGAUAAUUCAAAGUCUGCGGAGAACCAGACGAAAAAUCGUUAUGGGAACAUUAUUGCCUACGACCACUCGCGUGUCCGAUUGUUACCCUGCAGCGGUAGCCCGCCCAACAAAGGUCAUGAUUACAUCAAUGCUAACUACAUAGAUGGAUGGCAAAAAUCUCAUGCUUACAUUGGGACUCAAGGACCCCUUCAAUGGACAAUCGAUAGUUUUUGGCGGAUGGUAUGGGAGCAGCGUGUAUCAACAAUCGUCAUGAUAACAAAUCUCGUUGAACGUGGACGAGCCAAGUGCGAUAUGUACUGGCCGAAGGAAGGAGUCGAAACUUAUGGAAAUAUUCAAGUAACACUUGUCAAAGAGGAUGUGAUGGCAACUUAUACAAUUCGCACGCUACACAUUCGCCAUUUGAAAGUUAAAAAGAAGAAGAAUGGUGCUAAUAUGGGCGAACGCACGGUUUAUCAGUAUCAUUACACUGACUGGCCUGAUCAUGGGGUGCCAGAUCAUCCGUUACCAGUAUUGAGUUUCAUUCGUAAAUCGUCAAGUGCUAAUCCACCGUCAGCUGGACCCAUUAUUGUUCAUUGCAGUGCUGGUGUUGGUCGCACUGGUGCCUACAUAGUAAUUGAUGCCAUGCUAAAACAGGCAAAGAGUAAAAGUGAAAUUAAUAUAUUCGGCUUUCUCAAGUACAUACGCACCCAACGUUACUCACUAGUACAGACUGAAGAACAAUACAUAUUCAUUCAUGAUGCCCUGCAGGAGGCAAUUGAAAGUGGUGAGACCAAUAUAAAAGCUGAAAAUUUACUUCAGUAUGUACAGGAUAUGCUAUCGCCAAUCAAUACAAAGUCUGAUCCGUGGAAUAGUUUGGAGACUCAGUAUAAACUUGUAACAUCCUGGAAGCCAAAAGAUUUCAAUUUAGUAUCAGCAACGAAACAGUGUAAUACGCAUAAAAAUCGUAAUUCUGAGAUUGUAUCGAUUGAAAGUUCACGAGUACAUUUAACUCCAAAAGCUGGAAUCGAUGGCAGUGAUUAUAUCAAUGCAUCGUGGUUCCCUGGAUUUAACAGAAAUCGUGAAUUCAUAAUAACACAGCAUCCACUACCAAACACGAUAAACGAGUUCUGGCAAAUGCUUUGGGAUCAUAAUUCCAAGACAAUUGUUAUGCUGACACAGUGUGAUGAGGAUUACCCGGAAUUUUGGCCGAAUGAGGGAGAGGAACUGAAGACAGAUAAUUUUCGUGUGCAUUUGUAUGGGCUUAAAAAAACUGCCAGUGGUGUUGUAUUGAGGGAAAUGGUGAUCAGCUCGCUUCAGGAAGACUACGAAAUGAGUGUGAAAAUUGUUCAAUGUCCCGUUAAUCAGAGUGGGCUGUGGCCGCAUAACGAUAAUCCGAAGGCUUUUAUCAGUUUGGUGCAAGAUUUUCAUGGAGAAUAUCAGAAUGGUCCCAUUGUGGUUGUGGAUAAAUUCGGGGGAAUUGAGGCUGCUCUGUUCAUUUUGCUGACUACACUAAUGAAGCAACUUGAUUUCGAAAAGACUGCUGAUAUUUAUAUGCACUCGAAAUUAUUGUACAUGAAGAGACCUGGAAUUUUACGAUCUAAGGAUGAUUACACGUUCAUCUACAGAUCCGUAGAGUCGUUAUUGACAUCGAAAGUCAAGGUAGAUCCUGAUGUAUAUAUAAUGACCAAUGGCCAUAUAAACUGCUCGAAUGGUUCGAACAGUCCUACCGCUGUUCAAGCGCCACAACAGAUACCAGCCCCUUACACAAUGAAGAAUAUAUCAAUCUGCGAAUACGCAGGUGGUGAUGUGCCAAUGGAAUACGCUACAGAUUACGCUAAUCCCACUCAUGCUAAUUUAAUCAGCGAUCUUGGAUGCCCAACGAUCGAUAGUUGUGCUGAAUUUAAUGAUCAUCACAUGAUAACUGAUGCCAAUAGUGUACCAUUGUCAAGCCAGAGUUACGUUACACUUUCAAAUAUCGACGGUAAUGGCUAUAUUACAAAUGGUAAUAUGAGAAUUCCCCCUGAGGGUAUGGAGGCAACUGCCAUUACACCGCAAUGAUGGAGACAUUCUGUGCAUAACACUGGGCAUGCAUUAUCGGAUACUAUUUCCAAAGGUCCUCUUCAUAUCCAUCGCCCAUUACUCCGGUUCAAUUAUUUUGGAUACCGUUGGCAUGGGUAUUAUACUACUAGGAAAGUUACUCAUAAAACACAUUCCAACACUGGAUAUUAUCAAACUCACUCUCAUCUUGGUGAUUGUAUUUAAAUAGAUCCAAUGCAAUCAGUAGAGUCGAUAGUUUUUCGUCGUUGGAUAUGAAAAACUCCAUUUCCUCAGUGCUGCGCGCCAAGAUCAUGGGGUUUUUCAAGUCCCACGAUAUUACAAAUAAUAUUCAUGCCUCGUCAUGGAGAUCAUUUCGCCGGGUUCUUCAGGGCUCGAAAAUAUAGGCCUGAAAUGUACUGUAUCUCGGCAGUGUCAAGAUACUAGACUAAAAGGCUUUUGCAAAUUACUUUGCAAAUAUCGAAAAAAGGAUGAGAUUUUAAGAAAUUCAUCAGAGGAUGCUUUUUAUUAAAAGUUUUAUGCUUUCUACGAAUUUUUUAAUUAAAUUUUUAUGAAUCUGUUGGUUUGAUAUUUAAGUGCAGUCUAACGCACAUAUUUUCUCCCCCAUCGUUCUUUCUGCAGCCCAAAGUUUCCGACAAAAAAAAAUACUAGCAUUUGAUAAAAUUUUAUGAAUUGCUGUACUGGUACAACAAAUCGAUUUAGUUUAGCCACAAUUUUCCGGAUAUUUGUUCUGCCUAUAACGCGGCAAUAUCAAGUAACCUGUUAGUGACACUCGACUGCGCCUAAAUGCAUUUCAAAAAGU